UCAAACCAAGACUUACGCCAAUCAAUUAAAAUUAUAAGCAGUUUUUAAGACAUAAAAAUCCAACUAACCCUGAAAAUAUAUAUUGAUCUUGAAAAAUAAAAAGCCUAUGUACAUCUACGUCUCUCUCUUCGAAUUUUUGCUCAUGAUUGAGGAGUAUGAUCUAGUUAAGCCUGGGUUUGAUGCUUUUAUGGGGUUUUUCUCCGCUUUUCGCUCCUGCUUGGAGUCCAUAAAACCGGGCGGGACCGCUGGCUCGACCGCCCCUGACGACGGCGAUGACGUUCUUGAAUCAUUUGAUCUCUUCUUUGAACUCAAUACUCUCCAAAUCGCUACCAAUUUCUUUUCCGAGUUAAAUAAACUCGGCCACGGAGGCUUCGGCCCGGUUUACAAGGGACUGAUGUCGAAUGGACAAGAAAUAGCUGUGAAAAAGCUAUCACUGACUUCAAGACAGGGAGUGAGAGAAUUUACAAAUGAGGUGAAAUUGUUACUGAGACUUCAGCACAAAAACUUGGUGACACUGCUGGGUUGUUGUGUGGAAGGACCAGAGAAGAUGCUCGUUUACGAGUAUUUGCCAAACAAAAGUUUGGAUUAUUUUCUUUUUGAUAAAAAGAAGUCUGCAUCUUUGGAUUGGACAACACGAUUUCGGAUAGUUAUGGGUGUGGCUAGAGGUCUUCUCUACCUGCAUGAAGAGGCUCCAGAAAGGAUCAUCCAUAGGGACAUUAAAGCUAGCAACAUAUUAUUGGAUGAAAAACUCAAUCCAAAAAUCUCAGAUUUUGGCUUGGCUAGACUCUUUCCUGGCGAGGACACCCAUAUAAAUACAUUUAGGAUUUCUGGUACUCGUGGUUACAUGGCUCCCGAAUAUGCAAUGCGUGGAUUUUUAUCUGUGAAGACAGAUGUGUUCAGUUACGGGAUCUUGGUACUAGAGAUUGUAAGUGGUAGAAAGAAUCAUGAUACGCAUCUUCCUGGAGAAAAGUCAGACCUCCUGAAUUAUACAUGGAUGCUAUAUCAAGGAGGAAAAGCACUAGACAUUCUUGACCCGAACCUCACCAAGUGCAAUCGCGAUGAGGCUGCAAUGUGCAUUCAACUGGGAUUGUUGUGUUGUCAAGCAGCUGUUGUUGAGAGGCCUGACAUGAACGCUGUUCAUCUCAUGCUCUCAAGUGACUCAUUUACUUUGCCCAGACCAACGAAACCUGGAAUCCAGGGUCGUGUAGGACGAUGGACGACGACUGCCUCUACUUCAGCUUUUACAAAUACAAACCCCAGUAGUGGAUACACUGGUGGCACAAAGGCUUCUGCUAGUGGCAGCAUUAUUGUUGAGGAGUGUUCUAGAAACUCUAUGUCUGUUUCUUCUAUAGAUGAAGGCAGAUGAAAUAUUUUUGUAAAGUCUCGUUAGAUGCUCAAUUUUACCAUGUAAAGUUUUUAUAUAUAUAUUUAUAUAUAUAUAUAUAUAUAAUUCUUCAGACAGAUGAUACAAAUAGUUUCAAUUCGUUUUUAGUGAAAUUGUUUUUUUUAGAAGUAAAAUUGGCAAGUUGAGCAGGCUGCACUGUUAUCAUCAUAUUAAAUAUAGUAAGAGGACUAAGAGCACUCCCAAUAGAUUCUUUACACGUGUCUUGAAGUGUGCUUUUAGAGAGAAACAAGGGAGAGAGGCUAUGUGGAAGAAAAAAAAAAGGAAAGCUAUAACACCAGCACGUCUCGGCGUGCCAGCCAGCCUUUGUUUGGGAGCUUGGGGAUUAGGCUCCCCUUUUUACUGAGGUAUUAGAUUUGGUGGAUGUUUACGAAAUUUUGGUGUUGACAAGGCAGAUUUGGUGAGGGGAAGUCUGAUGGUCUCUUUCUCUUUGUGGUUUUCUUCUCUCUAGCGAUGCUCAUGAGGACGUGCAGCGGGGCUCCUUUGGCCGAGUAAUGGGGAGUGGCAGUAGAGGAUUGGAUGACAGUGCGACGUCUUCAUAUUUUGUUCUUCUGUGUCUUUGGGAAGCCUUCUCCUCCACUGUAUGUUUGUUGAUAUUGAUUCUAACUUUGUUAUCUUUGUUUUCUAUCAUUUACUUUUGGGUUGUAACUUUGUGUGGGAUUGGUAGUAAGUAUCCUAGAUUUGUUUCAUUGUUUACAAUCUUGGAUAGUAUGGUUUGUGUAGACAAUCAUGGUUUUUUGCAUGUUUGUCAUUGUAUGUCGAUUUAUCGGCUUUUAUUAUAACUUAAUUGCCUUUUAGGAUAGUGAUUUAUCAUUUUGGCUUAUUGGAUAGUUGUAUUAAGCUUAGUCAUUUGUUCUCUAUUGAAUGGAUACGGCU
This is a messenger RNA of Humulus lupulus (European hop), 2278 nucleotides long. Its product is annotated as cysteine-rich receptor-like protein kinase 10. Gene Ontology annotation, biological process: protein phosphorylation. The coding region runs from base 107 to 1366 and encodes 419 amino acids. Gene Ontology annotation, molecular function: ATP binding; protein kinase activity. The transcript is spliced from 6 exons. NCBI's taxonomy places the organism in Eukaryota, Viridiplantae, Streptophyta, Magnoliopsida, Rosales, Cannabaceae. The record is from RefSeq and is a predicted model, not a curated record.